Messenger RNA from Monopterus albus (swamp eel), 1261 nucleotides. RefSeq names its product Fas ligand (TNF superfamily, member 6) (gene faslg). Gene Ontology annotation, molecular function: tumor necrosis factor receptor binding. Gene Ontology annotation, biological process: positive regulation of canonical NF-kappaB signal transduction; extrinsic apoptotic signaling pathway via death domain receptors; immune response. Lineage: Eukaryota; Metazoa; Chordata; Actinopteri; Synbranchiformes; Synbranchidae. Bases 10 to 939 code for a protein of 309 amino acids. The record is from RefSeq and is a predicted model, not a curated record. Gene Ontology annotation, cellular component: membrane. The transcript has 4 exons.
GUCAGUGGUAUGUGUGGGACGGCCUUGUGGGUGUUAACUUGCUUAUUUAAUACAGAGGUGCUCAGACAUAAGUACACACCUUCUUUGUGCAGAGGCAACAGAUACGCACACAGUUUGUCUCACUGUGGGACCUGCACCAUGAGCUACGACCAGAGCUAUCCAUUCCCACAGGUGUUCCUUGUUGAUGAAGGUGGGGGUCCACAGAUGUCCUCCCAGCCCCCGAAUCUUGUACCAUGCUGGUCCUUCCCACCUGCCCAGGAGAGGAUGAGGAAGCGUGAGAAGAACUGGAUGGGAGUCAGCCCCAGUGUGGCCCUGAUCGUGCUGUUGCUGUUCCUGCUUGUGUUUGCAGCCCUGGGCUUUGAAGCCUACCAGAUUCACAACAUGCAAAAACAGCUGAGAGAUAUGAGACAGGACAAACCUGAGACAGAGUUUUCUGCAAUGCAGAAGCAAAUUAGUCUCUCUGAACGUGGGUUGAAUGAAGAAGACAACAGACCUGCAGCACAUGUGAUAGGGCGGAUCGAAACAAUGCCGUUUCCUCCGACUAUUAAGACUUUGCGUUGGGAGCCAAGUGCAGGGCGGGCAUUUGUAUCUGGAGGAGUGACUUACAAGGCUGAGGAUGGCGCUCUGCAGGUCAACGAGACCGGACUCUACCACAUUUACUCACGGGUGGAGUUGAUCUUGAAAAACUGUAACCCAACAUCUGAGUUUGUGCACUGGGUGUUUGUGAGGAGAACGGGACAGACCUCACCACUGCCCCUGAUGGAGGCCCACAGAGCAGGUUUCUGCACCCAGCAGCCAGGGCACUCCUGGACCACAGAGAGUUAUCUCGGCUCUGCCCUGAAACUGCGGAAGUUUGACAGAGUCUUUGUGAAUGUAUCACACCCCAACUUUCUUAGUCAUACACAUUAUGCUAACUUCUUUGGUCUCUACAAGAUCUAAAGACAUCAGGAAGAUAGCUUUUGUUUUUUCAUGUUUUACUCCAAUGAAAGAAUGUAAUCUGCUCUGAAAGUCUCAGGCAGGACCAAAUCUUACCCAUAACUGCACUGAAUGUUGCAAUAUGACAGACUCUGUGAUGUUAAAACUCAGGGGAAAUAUUGCACAUUGUCUAUUGCCAGCUUUUAAACUGGUGGUUCAUUGAGGCAGUUUCCACACCUAUGCAUAUACAAAUAUUCUGCAUGUUACAAAUGUUGAGAUAAUUAGUUAACACUAAGAUGCUUUUUUGUUGUAUUUUUUAAAUAUUUAUUUUGGUGUGGACAUUAUG